Brassicogethes aeneus is the source of this 707-nucleotide messenger RNA. The record is from the annotation of a GenBank genome assembly. NCBI's taxonomy places the organism in Eukaryota, Metazoa, Arthropoda, Insecta, Coleoptera, Nitidulidae.
GAAAGUUUACGCAAUCUUUUUUUAAUACACACCACAAUAGCGAAUUAGAAAAGGGUAGUGGGGGUACCAGUGUUCUAACAUAGAAGAAUACAUGUGAGUGCGUCUUACUGCUAAAGUGACAAGAAGAGACUUAAAUGUAUCUUAAAAAAUGAUUAAAACAGUAGUUUUGUUUGUUUGCAUGGGUACUGUGCUCAGUCAGAAUGUAAAAAUAAUAAGACAAGAAGGCAGCAUAGACGAAAAAACUGCACAACACAGCUAUCUGUAUGAAACGGAAAACGGGAUUUACGAGGAUCAACAAGGAUUCCCUAAGGACUCCCACAAUCUGGCCGUCCAAGGACAACAACAAUUCACGGCCCCAGAUGGCCAAGUAAUAAGACUUUCAUACACUGCCGAUGAAAAUGGUUACAGACCUCAGGGAGAUCAUCUCCCCACCCCACCUCCGAUUCCUCCAGCGAUUUUGAAGGCGCUCAAGUGGUUGGAGAGUCAACCCCAAGAAAAACAGGAACCGGAAAUAGACUACGACAACCCAAAAGAAGAUUUGAGCUUUUUGUUACCCCCUAAAAAGUAGAUGUUUAGGUUUAUUUGUAUGUUGUUUAUGUACGGACAUAUGGGCCAAAAUCAUUUUUUACAUUUUUAAGAUUUUGGCCCAUGUAUGCUCUCUAAAAAUGAAUUAGUCGAAAAUGACUAAUUUAAUAGUUAUUAGUGGC